CGAAAAUUGGGCAUUCACGUGUUUUCGCAAUGAUUUACUUCUUAAUUAAGUGCCUAUAUAUAUGCCCAUAUUUAUAACACUACUAAUCUUGCCCGCAACUCAGAAUCCUAUUUCCUCAAUAAGCAGCCUCUUCUUGCCUGAUGAUUAUUGAUAAUAAUGGCUGACCCUUUGAGCAUUGUUGGGACCACCAUUGCAAUUAUACAGCUCACAGGUAGCUGUAUAGCCCUUUUGAGAUCCCAUAUAGGACCCUCAAAGUAUGGUGUAACUGAUAUCAAGUCAAUGGAACUCGAUCUCAAUGAGUUCAUACAGACAAUGGAACGGUUCAAAACCCAUAUAGAAACUCAUUGUAUGACAUAUAACAAUGGCGAGGAACCAUUCGACAGCCUGGAUCAUUUGAGACGGCCCUUGGAAGACUGCAAGGUUGCUCUUGAUUUCAUCAAGAAUUUCCUUAGCAAAGACCACCUCAAACAGAUUUUCCUUGGUGCUAAAUUUGACCGAAGAAUAGGAAGAGCACUUGCGUCGCUGAAAAAGGCCAGGCAACUAUUUGUCGAUGUGAUCGUAUUAAAUACCAAUGCGUCAUCUCUACGUCUCGAGCAGCGGGUAGAGAGCCUGAGGAAAGACAUCCAAGGGCUCCAUGACUUCGUAAAGAAUAGUCAGAACCCAGAUCCUGAGCUGCUGUCCCAUUACAGAGACCGCAUUAAGAAGUGGCUCGUACCUAGGAAGGAAAGCGACAUCGACUACCAUGAGCAGCUUGACCGCCAUAUCAGAGCGCGAGCUGCAGGGAGCUGCAAUUGGCUAUGGCAGCAUGAUCUAUACGAUCAAUGGUUACAUAAAAACGAAGCACCGCCAGUGAUCUGGGUACAAGGACCAUUGGGACUGGGUAAAUCUGUGCUCUGCUCGGCAGCCAUAGAGCAUGCUCGAAGGCACAAGAAAUGCACAAUAUUCUACUACUGUCGCUUCAACAACCAGUCUACUGUAAUGCAAGUGGCAGGCCGCCUGAUCGAACAACUGUUCGACUACCUAUUCGCAAGAGAUGAAAGUAUCGCACUAUCAGCGAUAGGAAUCACAAAGGACACAUCAUCUCUAACAACUGAUGGACUACUAAAGAUGGCUAAGCACCUGAUUCAAGAAUUGCAAAGUCUAGAAGGACAGAAGUCAGCAGGCUCUCCAAGUUUACUGAUGUUCCUUGAUGGGUUAGAUGAAGAACCACGAGAAGAAGAAACACUCAGUCCAUUCGCUUUCAAAUUAUUGGGCGAGUUUCCAAGUGUUGUGAGAAUAUGGGUCACCUCUCGCCCUUCACGGCAACUAAAUGGGCUUCUGUCAAGAUAUCCUACUAUCCAUUUGAAAGAACACACGAGAAAUGACGUACGCGCUUAUAUCGAAAGUGAGAUGCGGGAGUCUACCGAGGGGCUGUUUGACAAUGACGAAUUUAUUGAAAACGUUUUAAUACCGAGGCUGCUACAAAGAUGCGAGUGCAACUUUCUAUUCGCCAGAUUAUUAACGGGUUAUAUGAAGGAAGGAUCCUUCAGGCCUAGUGAGCUACCUCGGGUAAUCCAAGAAGAGCUCCCGAUCGACGUGUCAGAUAUUUAUAAGAGAAUAUUCAAGACACAAUACCGUGAUCAUCACGUUCGCAAAACUGCGAGUGAACUAUUCUCUAUCGUUGCAUUCGCAAGACGUCCCCUGAGACUACAAGAACUCCAAGAGGCCUUGGCUCUUGUCUUGCCUGAUGUUGUUGGAGCAAAUAUCAACCAAGCAAACAAACCCCGGAGGCUUGAUAACAUAUUUAGCUGCCUAAUCGAGACAACCCCGAGCCACGUAGAAUCAGACCCUUUCAUUCAGCUCACGCACGUCUCUGUCAAAGAUUUUCUAAACAAAAACCCAUGUGUGCUCCAAGAGGAUGAAGGUCAAGAAUAUCCUAUCAACGAGCAUUGCAUAGCAAAUGUAUGCCUUCGAUACCUCAUGCAGAAACGUUACAUGAAACCGUUUGAGGAUCACGAGUCCAUUACGCAGGCAGUUGAAACUCAUCAUCUCUUGACCUACGCUGCUAAAUAUUGGCAUAGGCACCUUGACGCUGUCGUUGUUACCCCAGAACAAGUGAAACUUAUUCACAGAUUCAUAAUAUCACCCAACUUUCAGACUCUCUUUCAGGUCCAGAGUAUUUUCAUUGAGUAUCAGUUCGAUCUCUUCACUAGCAGCCGUCAUCCACAGGCACGCUUUAGGAAAUCUCUUCCUCGAUCGCUAAUUGGGACGAAUGGUAAAGUAUUGAAAGAUUAUCUCCAUUUCGUCAGUGAAUGGAAACAUUUCCUCAGCUGUCCCUGCGAAGGGGAUAAGUGUCCGAUAUAUAAAUGCAAGAUUGAAAUCAAUCGUUGUCUCUCGGGUAUCAUGGGUCCUAAUAGCUUCCUGGGAAGCAUGGAAGAGAAACAUUCAAGUUUCAUGUUGCAUAAAGGGAACUACGAUACCGACAAAUUUGAUCCGGGGGUUGCUGAUCAUUUCUCCAGCGAUGGAAGAAUGGCAGCGGUAGUUUCCCUGAAACCAGCAAACAUCGGUGAAUUAUACGUAAUCGUGGAUAUUUGGGACCUGUGGGCUUCAAACCCACCUAUUCACUCAGGGACGGUCACUGUAAAGACAGACGAGAAGAGGAGUGGGUGGUUUCUGUAUUCUGCGAAACCUCGAAAAGUCACAAAAAGACUCAGUCACCCUGAAUCAAUUUCAUUCAGCAGCGAUCAUAAUUUCCUCCGUAUUGGCAGCCAGCUAUUCUAUAAGGAUGGGGGCAAUUACAAAAAAGCAAUAACAAUCGAAGACUCCAACACCGAUAUUGCCAGAUACUUCGAAGAAUUUUCCAGCAGCAACAAUAUCAUAGCAAUUGCUCGAAGGCAAAAUAGGAAAGAAGAGGAUAUGAUUGAGCUGGAUUUGACUGAUUCUGGAAUCGAAAUUAUCGGCAAUGAUUUGCAUGAAUGGCAUAGUAACAACGAUUCGACCCCUGUUGCGGGCGGAGGAUCCGAUAGUGAGGCAGAUGAUGACUACAGCAGUGGAAGUGAUGCUGCAACAUUGUCCGACAAAAUCUCAGAUGAAUCCGAUGUUGAAGAUGUGGCAGAAGAAUCGAUUAGCGAAGGUUCAACUCAAGAUGCCUCAGACCCUGACCUAUCAGUGGGCUUGACAGACAACAGCAGUGAGCCCUCAGAUAAUUACAGCGAAGAUUCGAGAGCCGAGGUUAUAAUUUCACAUGGCCAACUUCUUGCCGAUCUUACGGGGUAUGUGGAGGAGUGUUCUGAUGACGAAGAGGAGCAUCAGGCCACGUUAUCGAUGCUGCGACCACGCAGGUCCACGAAAGCACGAAACAGUAGCAAAGGUCAAGGUUUGAUUUCAAUUUUGGACCUAAAUGGCGAAAGGCCUCAACAGAUUUUCCGUUUCGAAUACGAGCUCCCCGUGAUGUUAUAUCACUCACCUCCGGCCAUACACCCUUCCAAGCCGCUAGUCGUAUGGCCAUUAUGCGGCGGUGAUAUCCUGUUCAUUGACUAUCGACAAAACACCUACUUUAUCCGACGUGUUUUGGCAACGACUAGAUUUACUCGUCAUGUCUGUAUGAAGGUCCACUUCUCUGAGUGUGGUAGAUUUAUGCACAUCGCCACUAUAGAAGCACAGGAUAAGAGGAAAGUGAAACUCGAAGCUACCGAGGAGAAGGCGCCCAAAGAACUUGGGAUAGCAGUCUUCGUUACGACACAUCGGCUCUCGGAACAUAAAACGAGUAGAAGUCCGCCAACCCUAAUUCAUCGGGUAAAAGCGAAGCUCGGUGAUGUCGCCUGCUUUUCGAUCUCCAAACUUCCAAUAACCUUUACUUGGACCGAGCAACAUGUCUACGUGACUCAGAGCUCUUGUAGGUUAUCCGUCAUUCGAAUAGAGUUAUUCAGACCCAGAGGAGUAGGGUUUCCGUCAGGUUCCUUGCCUACGACGCCCCGCGAGACAGUCCUCCUCCCAGCGACAGCGCAGCAACGCGAAGUGCGAUACUUUCCACCAACCUCUGGCGAAAGCCGAGGUAUGAUAUUAAUCGGAAGUCGUCGUAGACAUCCAGCAGUUGAAAUCUUGCCUACUCGCUCCAGUCACAUCGAGCACGAUGCGCGCUGUUCCCCUUAUCAGUUCCAGAGCCCUCCGAUUGGUAUCUACAUCGACGAAGCGGAUUUUGGCGGAUGGGUUCCUGUCGGAAUGGAGGAAAAGAUCACAAACAAGUAUCGCAAUGGGGAACUGAUUAGGAAGUUCGAGGCGUUUGAUGCAGAAGACGAUUGUGAUCUCGAGGAUUUCAUUUCUCCUGGCGAUUUGCAAUAA
Messenger RNA from Annulohypoxylon truncatum, 4320 nucleotides. RefSeq lists its product as uncharacterized. The record is from RefSeq and is a predicted model, not a curated record. The transcript has 7 exons. The coding region runs from base 157 to 4320 and encodes 1387 amino acids. Lineage: Eukaryota; Fungi; Ascomycota; Sordariomycetes; Xylariales; Hypoxylaceae.